AUAUUUGUGAGAGGGCUCCCUCCUUGAUUAGCUAGUGUACUGAGGCGGUAGUGACUACCCUGCGGCUUUGUACUUUUUUGCCUUCGCUCAUCUCUGCCAUUGGAAGGAGAUUGCAUUUUUCUCUUUCUCUCUCUUUUCUCCCCCGCCUCCCCACCCCCACUCGAGCGCCACGACGGACUAAGGUGGGGCAGCAGCAGAGCAGCGGAACUCAAGCAAGCUGCACCUACUUCUCCGAGACUUUUGACUCCCCGGUCGGCAUCAGGAAAAAAGGGAAGGGAAACGCAGCAACCGGAGAAGCUGCGGAAGAGGAGGGGAGAAAGGGAGCGAGGGAGAGGAAGAAAGCAUCUCAACCGUUACGCGGCGGCCGAAGAGAACUCGCGCAUCUGGAGAGCAAAGCGGAGGCAUCGGCUUGCUUUUCCCGACCCAGAGGUGGGGGGCUAGCGGGGGCCUCUUGAAGCGGCUCGUCCGCGCUGCCUCCGCCGUGGCUUGAGUACGCAAUGAAGCCGUGCGCCGCCUCAGGCCCGAGCCUCGGUGGAGGGAGCAGCUGGAUGAAGCUCCGCUGAGAAAGUUUCCUGUUUUUCAUGGUAGGCCUCGCGCUUUCCCUCCACCCCUCCUUCCCUUCUUUCAAAGCUGCUGCUCUGCAGCUAAUAAUACCCAAAGAGAAGCGGGAGGAACCGCUACGCUGAUCGGGACAAAAUGUGGUUCCUUCGACACAGGGCCUCGGGCUGGAGACCAGAGCGCACCGGCGGGCUAGGGAGCACAGCCUAAGAGACUCGCGGGGGCAACCGAGAACGCGCCUCCCUUCCCGUUUUCGACGUUCGCUUUGCUCGCGCGACGAUGUGUAACGGGGGGAGGACAAGGGACAACCCCAGCCAGUCUCCGGCUCUUCUCUGAGAGGGAGAACUCAGGGAGACAAACUCCCCCCAACCCCCUCCCCCCCCCCGGUUCUCCCGAUUUGAUUUCCUGUGGAUUAAGGAGACCCGCCUCUUCAACAUUAUGUCGACGGGAGAAAGCUUUGAGUCCCGGUUUGAAAAAAUCGGGAUGAUGAUAAAAGACCCCAAAUCUGAGGUGAAUUCGGACUGCUUACUGGAUGGAUUAGAUGCCUUGGUAUACGAUUUGGAUUUUCCUGCUUUGAGGAAAAAUAAAAACAUUGACACCUUUUUAACCAAAUACAAAGACACAAUAAAUAAAGUAAGAGAUCUCCGUAUGAAAGCUGAAGAUUAUGAAGUAGUAAAAGUGAUUGGUAGAGGAGCAUUUGGAGAAGUUCAGUUGGUAAGACACAAGGCAUCAAGAAAGGUCUAUGCCAUGAAACUUCUCAGCAAAUUUGAGAUGAUAAAAAGAUCAGAUUCUGCAUUCUUUUGGGAAGAAAGAGAUAUAAUGGCAUUUGCAAAUAGGCCUUGGGUUGUUCAGUUGUUUUAUGCAUUCCAAGAUGAUCGUUACCUUUAUAUGGUGAUGGAAUAUAUGCCUGGUGGGGAUCUGGUAAAUUUAAUGAGCAACUACGAUGUCCCUGAAAAAUGGGCAAGAUUUUAUACAGCAGAAGUUGUUCUUGCAUUAGAUGCUAUUCACUCCAUGGGUUUUAUUCACAGAGAUGUAAAGCCUGAUAAUAUGCUGCUGGACAAAUCUGGUCAUUUAAAACUAGCAGAUUUUGGUACCUGUAUGAAAAUGAAUAAGGAAGGUAUGGUACGAUGCGAUACAGCUGUUGGAACUCCAGAUUAUAUAUCCCCAGAAGUUUUAAAAUCACAGGGUGGUGAUGGUUAUUAUGGACGAGAAUGUGACUGGUGGUCAGUUGGUGUUUUUUUGUAUGAAAUGCUUGUGGGGGAUACACCUUUUUAUGCAGAUUCUUUGGUUGGAACAUAUAGUAAAAUUAUGAACCAUAAGAAUUCUCUUAGUUUCCCUGAUGAUAAUGAUAUUUCUAAAGAUGCAAAAAAUCUUAUUUGUGGCUUUCUAACAGACAGGGAGGUUAGAUUAGGAAGAAAUGGUGUGGAAGAAAUCAAGCGACAUCCAUUUUUCAAAAAUGAUCAGUGGUCUUGGGAAAACCUUAGAGACACUGUAGCACCUGUUGUGCCUGAUUUAAGUAGUGAUAUUGACACUAGUAACUUUGAUGAUCUGGAGGAAGACAAAGGUGAAGAAGAAACAUUUCCUAUACCAAAAGCUUUCGUUGGCAACCAGCUACCUUUUGUAGGAUUUACAUAUUAUAGUAAUCAUCAGUAUUUAUCCACCUGCACAGCUAAUUCGAAUGACAACAGAACAAGCACCAACAUAGAUAAAAACGUGCUAGAAUCUUUACAAAAAAAUAUUUAUCAACUUGAAGAACAGCUACAUAAUGAAAUGCAGCUAAAAGAUGAAAUGGAACAAAAAUUCAGGACAUCAAAUAUUAAACUAGACAAGAUAAUGAAGGAACUAGAUGAAGAGGGAAAUCAGAGAAAAAAUUUGGAAUCAACAGUUACUCAAGUAGAGAAGGAAAAGAUGCUCUUGCAACAUAGAAUUAGUGAAUAUCAAAGAAAAGCUGAACAGGAGAAUGAAAAACGUCGAAAUGCAGAAAAUGAAGUGUCAACAUUAAAAGAUCAGCUGGAAGAUUUAAAAAAAAUUAGUCAACAUUCACAUAUUACAAAUGAAAAAAUUACACAAUUGCAAAAGCAACUUGAAGAAGCCAAUGAUUUGCUGAGAACAGAGUCAGAUACUGCAGCAAGACUAAGGAAAAGUCAUACAGAAGUGAGCAAGUCAAUAAGUCAAUUUGAAUCAUUAAAUAGGGAGUUGCAGGAGAGAUGCAGAAUUCUGGAAAACACAAAAUUACAGGUAGAAAAGGAUUAUUUCCAGCUACAAGGAGCACUGGAAGUAGAACGAAGAGAUAGGAGUCAUGGAUCAGAAAUUAUUGGAGAGCUACAAGCUCGGAUUACAUCUUUACAAGAAGAAAUCAAAGGUGUGAAAAACAAUCUUGAGCGAGUGGAAGAAGAAAGAAAAAAGGCCCAAGACAUGCUUAAUCAUUCUGAAAAGGAGAAGAAUAACUUAGAAAUAGAUCUAAACUACAAACUUAAAAUGGUACAACAACGUUUAGAACAAGAAAUAAAUGAACAUAACAUAAACAAAGCUCAGUUAACUGACAAGCAUCAGUCAAUAGAAGAGGCCAAAUCUGUUGCUAUGUAUGAAAUUGAAAAAAAGGUAAAGGAAGAACGAGCAGCAAGAGAGAAGGCAGAAAAUAGAAUAGUUCAGAUUGAAAAACAAUGUUCCAUGUUAGACUUUGAUUUGAAGCAAUCACAACAGAAGAUUGAGCACCUUACUGAACAGAAAGAGAGACUGGAAGAUGAGGUUAAGAAUCUGACACAUCAAUUGGAACACGAGAUAAAUAAAAGAGUGAUGACACAAAAUGAACUGAAGAUGCAUGCUAUAGAAGCAGAUAGUUUAAAGAGUUCUGAGAAACAGCUAAAACAGGAAAUCAAUGCAUUGUUAGAAGCAAAAAGAUUAGCAGAAUUUGAGUUGGCUCAGCUGGCUAAGCAAUACAGAGGGAAUGAAGGCCAAAUGCGUGAACUACAAGAUCAGCUAGAAGCAGAACAAUAUUUUUCUACACUUUAUAAAACUCAAGUUAAAGAACUUAAAGAAGAAAUUGAAGAAAAAAAUAAAGAAACACAGAAAAAAAUACAGGAGCUGCUAAAUGAAAAAGAAGCUGUUGUUACACAGUUAGAUCUGGCUGAAACAAAAGCUGAAUCUGAACAAUUAGCCCGAGCUCUCCUUGAAGAACAAUAUUUUGAACUAACACAAGAGAGUAAGAAAGCAGCAUCACGAAACAGACUAGAGAUUACUGAUAAGGACAACAUUGUCAGUCGGCUUGAAGAAACAAAUAAUACAUUAACCAAAGAUGUGGCCUUUCUAACAAAGGAGAAUUCUGACCUAAAUGGAAAUAUUAAAAAACUUGAAGAAGAGUAUAUAUUGAAAAAAGAAGAGGAAUUGAACAUAAUUAGAACACAGUAUGAAAAAAACUUGAGCAAUGAAAGGACACUUAAAACACAGGCUGUCAACAAAUUGGCUGAGAUUAUGAAUCGAAAAGAUUUUAAACUAGAUAGGAAGAAAGUAAAUAUGCAAGAUUUCAAGAAAAAGGAGAAGGAAAACCGAAAGUUGCAGUUGGAACUUAACCAGGAAAAGGAGAAAUUUAAUCAGAUGGUAACAAAAUAUCAAAAGGAGCUUAAUGAAAUGCAAGCGCAACUGGUGGAAGAGUCCACAUACAGGAAUGAACUUCAGAUGCAGCUGGACAGUAAAGAAAGUGAUAUAGAACAAUUGCGUAGUAAAAUUUUAGACUUGCAGCAGGGCAUGGACUCUACUAGUGUUGCCAGCCUUCAGGCUGAUGAAACAGAUGGAAGUGUUACAGAAUCAAGAAUAGAGGGCUGGCUUUCAAUACCAAACAAAGGGAAUAUUAAACGUUAUGGAUGGAAGAAGCAGUAUGUUGUGGUCAGCAGCAGGAAGAUUCUAUUCUAUAAUGAUGAACAGGAUAAAGAACAAUCUAAUCCAUCUAUGGUAUUGGAUAUAGAUAAAUUGUUCCACGUUAGACCAGUUACACAGGGUGAUGUUUAUAGAGCAGAAACUCAGGAAAUACCCAAAAUAUUUCAGAUCUUAUAUGCCAACGAGGGAGAGUGUAGAAAAGACUUGGAAGUAGAAUCAGUACAGCCAGCAGAGAAGACAAAUUUUAUGCAUCAUAAAGGGCAUGAAUUUGUACCAACUUUAUACCAUUUUCCAGCCAAUUGUGAGGCUUGUGCCAAGCCUCUAUGGCACGUAUUUAAACCACCCCCUGCAGUUGAAUGUCGGCGAUGCCAUGUUAAAUGCCACAAAGAUCACUUGGAUAAAAAAGAAGAAUUAAUAGCACCAUGUAAAGUAAGUUACGACGUAACUUCAGCAAGAGACAUGUUGCUGUUGGCAUCCUGUCAGGAAGAUCAGAAGAAAUGGGUUUCUCAUUUAAUAAAGAAGCUCCCCAAAACACCACCAUCUAGUUUUGUUCGUGCUUCACCGAGGACUCUUUCCACAAGAUCUACAGCAAAUCAGUCAUUCAGAAAAGUUAAAAAUACUUCUGCAAAAGCUAG
Thamnophis sirtalis is the source of this 5066-nucleotide messenger RNA. It is a transcript of the gene ROCK1, whose product is annotated as Rho associated coiled-coil containing protein kinase 1. Gene Ontology annotation, biological process: cortical actin cytoskeleton organization; Rho protein signal transduction; embryonic morphogenesis. The record is from RefSeq and is a predicted model, not a curated record. Gene Ontology annotation, cellular component: cytoplasm; cytoskeleton. Lineage: Eukaryota; Metazoa; Chordata; Lepidosauria; Squamata; Natricidae. Gene Ontology annotation, molecular function: ATP binding; small GTPase binding; Rho-dependent protein serine/threonine kinase activity.